Molecule: messenger RNA, 4822 nt
Organism: Brassica rapa (field mustard)
Lineage: Eukaryota; Viridiplantae; Streptophyta; Magnoliopsida; Brassicales; Brassicaceae
Product: protein NRT1/ PTR FAMILY 7.1
Biological process (GO): transmembrane transport
Cellular component (GO): membrane
Molecular function (GO): transmembrane transporter activity
Source: RefSeq, a predicted model, not a curated record
UUCAAUCAUUUUCUUAAUCUAUGUGAAAAUAUCGGAAUAAUAUCAAUAGAUUUUAACAUUUGAUAAGUAAUGUUUUAAUUUUUUAUUUGGAAAUUUUUUUAUAAAAAUAUUCGAACUAAAUUUGGUUAAAUUUUUUAAUACCCAAAUUUUUUGCUACCCAAUUUAAUAUCUCAACUAAUUAUUAUGUCUAUUUUAAUACACAAACUUUUGAUACGGUCUUUCUUUUUAAUACCCAAAUUAUGUUAAUAAUUUUCAAAUAAAAUUUUAAAAAUCUUUAAAAUUCACAAAAUAAUGUGAAAGAUUCUAAUUUUAUUUUAAUCCUUAGAAAUAGAAGUAAUUAAAUUAUGGAUAAUCUUAAAUUGUGUAAUAAUUUUUUUAAGAAUUAAAUAUGAAAUUUGGUUUAUUUUUGGAAAUAGAAAAUAAAUUUAUUUUCUUUUCCUUUGAAAUUGAAUUUUUUAUAAAUUUAUGAUUUUUUCCAUGAUUUAGUUAUAUUUUCUUUGCUAUAACUUAAAAUAAAAGUGGAAAUUUUAAAGAUUUUGGAGGUUUUUUAAAAUUUUGUUUGAUACUUAUUAAUACUUUUGAUUAAAAUAAACAAAGUUUGAGUAUUAAAUGAGCAUAGUUUUAAAAGUUUGUGUAUUAAAAUAGGUAAAAUAAUUAGUUGACUUAUUAAAGUGGGUAACAAAAAAAAUUAGUUGAGGUAUUAAUAGUAUACAUCAUUAUAUUAUUUUAUAUUUAUAUUAAAUAUAAAAAUAAUCUAAAAGGUUACUUAAUUUUUUUUUAAUUAUUUCAACCUGUUUCAUUACGAAGUUUUAAUAAAAUACCUGUAAUUUGUUUGGUAAAUUUGUGAUAUAUACUUAUUUGAUAAAUUAUUAAUCAUAAAAUUUAUUUGAUGUUAGUUUAUUAACUCUACAUUAUAUUUAUAUAAAAAUAUUUGAUUUCAAUUUAACCCAUAAUUUUGCAUAUAUAAUUAUAUGUUCUCAAGAAUAAAAACAAUUAAGAAUAUGAAUCUAAUAUUUAUUAAUUUUAAAGGAAUGCAGUUUUUUUUAUUAAAAUACAAACAAAAUAAUCUAUUAAUUUAAUUAAUUUUAUAUUAAAUGAUUUUCUUGUAGUGUCUAAACUCGAAAGUAGUUAUAUUUUCAACUUUUUUAUAAAAUAUUUGAGUGGUUUUAAAUCAACUAAUUUAAAAGAAGAGAAAUAAAAGAUUAUUAAAAAGGUAGGACCUAAUUUUUUAUAUUGUUUGGACACAAGAUUAGUUAUUGUGUUGUUUGGAAACACAUUUAGUAGUAUAGUGUUAUUUACCAUAAUUAGAAUAGUGAAUUUAACUAUAUAGUAGAAUAGUGUAUUUGAUUUAAAAACUAACAAAAAAAGUUUGGGUCAAUGAGAAUGAUUUUGUUUUAAUAAGAGAGAUGAUAUUAUAUGUUUGGCUAAGAAAACCUCGUUGCAAGCGUUUCAUAAUGUUAUGGUAUCAUGAGGAAUGGAGAGCUCUGAAUCUCUCUUAAUGAUAGAGAAGAGUGGAAACUUGAAGGAGUCUUCAAGGAUGCCAUUAACUUUGUCAUCUGGUCGAUCAAGUUGAUCCACUGUUUAAGAGUUUCAAGAAGCAAUCUGUAGAAUUUUGUUACAUUAAGAAAAGAGAAAAGAUAUUUCGGUGUAUAUAUUAUAGUGGACAUGAACUGUUAAACCUAUCUUAGCUCCGAUAGUAUUCCCCUGAUAUGGUUGUUUAACUUUGAACUAGAUUCAUGUAAUUUCAAAGCUCAGAAUUAGUUUGGAUAGACAAAAAAAAAUUAUUUAAUGAAAAUUAAAUUUAUAUUUAUAUUUUUUGUGCAGGAUAUAAUUGUAUCUUAUUCACGUCAAACACAAUGAAUAUUAAAAAAUAUAUUCUAUACUUCUACAUUUAAUCAAACAUACCUUAUGAAUGUAGACGGGUCUCCGAUUGUAUUCAGCGAAUUAAAUAUAAUCUAACAAGUCCACAGUUUUGAUAAAACAAAAAAUAAUAGCAACCGCCUUUCGGUUGUAUAAUUAUUGAAAUAAAGCAAAACUGUUAUUUGGUUUUAUAUUUUGAUUGGAUUUUCAAUACUUAUUUGAACUUAUCUUUUACAAUUACUUACCUUUUUCAUUAUAGUAAUUUUUAUGAUCAUAUAUUAUGCUGAUGAUGUAUUUUUGACAUUUAGAAUAGUGUCAAAUUCAUGGCAAGUCAUCUUAUUGACUUCCUAGAAAAUGUUUUGUUUGUUCGUGAACUGGACCUUGACUCAAUCAAUUCCUCUUUUUCCUGCUAAAAACCUUGGGUCAAUUUGCGUAAAGCAAGUAACAAAACUCCAGUCAUUUAGGAGUAAACUUGGUUAAAAAAAAUUCUAAAAACAUGAAAAUAAUUCGUUUAUUUAAUUUGUUUAAGAACGUAACAAACUCCAUGUGCUCCCCAAUUUUUCUGAGAGAUAAAUGCUAUUGUACGUUAAUUUUCUUUAAGAAAAAUCAAAUGAUAUCUCUAAGUCACUAUUAGCCAACGCUAACAACCUUUAUUAAAGGAGAGUUGUUGUCAUCUUAAGGCAUUUAAUUUGUUUUUCCUCAUUAUCAUGAAAGGCCAAUUAAACCUAACUCUAUCUCUAUAUAUAAGAAAGAAACAAAGAAAUGCUUCUUCAGUUAUAGUUUGCCAUAUUGUUAGAUAUUCACCUAGCUCUCGGUGUUGUGCGAGUUAAAGACGUACUUCCUUGCAGGUUGAUUAAAAGAGAGAAAGUACAAAACACUAAUCCUUCAAACAUAAAUGACAAAAGGUGUUUCUAGUUUUUCUUCAUCGAAAGUGUUUCUUCGGCUUGUUCUCGUUCUUGACACAACUUCUUCUCCUUCUCCGGAGAUUGAUCUGCGAAAAAGAUACCUUAAAUGGCCGCUAUGGAUCCGAGAAAUAAUGGUUACGUUGCUCCGCUAAAUGAUAAGGAGAGAGAUGAAGAUAUUGAAGUUGGUGAGGUGGUAGAGGUUCAAGAUAACCAAAGUGUGGCAUCUCUCAAGUCCAACGAUUCUGACCUUAAGAAGAAGACUAAUGAUGGUGAUACAAAGGAGAAAGGUGGCUGGACUAACGCACUCAUUUUGCUAGGAAACCAAGGACUAGCGACAUUGGCCUUCUUUGGUGUGGGAGUUAACCUGGUUCUGUUCCUAACGCGUGUUAUGGGACAAGGCAAUGCAGAAGCUGCAAACAACGUAAGCAAGUGGACAGGAACAGUAUACAUGUUUUCACUUGUGGGUGCAUUUCUCAGCGACUCUUAUUGGGGUCGUUACUUGACAUGCACUAUCUUCCAAAUCAUCUUCGUCCUUGGUGUGAGCCUCCUCUCUUUCACUUCUUGGUUUUUCUUGAUCAAACCUAAAGGUUGUGGCGAUGGAAACUUUACAUGCGACCCUCCCUCUUCCCUCGGCGUUGGCAUCUUUUAUUUAUCCGUUUAUCUAGUAGCCUUUGGAUACGGAGGUCACCAGCCAACGCUGGCUACAUUCGGUGCAGACCAGUUUGGUGAUAAUGAUAAAACCUCCAAAGCUGCGUUUUUCAGCUACUUCUACUUUGCACUCAACGUUGGAUCUCUCUUUUCAAACACAAUCCUUGUUUACUUUGAGGAUAAAGGGUUGUGGACUUUAGGGUUUUUGGUGUCACUAGGCGCUGCCAUUAUCGCAUUGGCAGCCUUUCUCGGCCCUACAAAACGUUAUCGUUACGUCAAGCCUUGUGGGAACCCUUUACCACGCGUGGCGCAGGUGUUCGUGGCUACUGCUCGGAAGUGGAGUGUUGUUAGGCCUGAAAACCACCAGGAGUUGUAUGAAGUCGAAGGUCCUGAAUCUGCCAUUAAAGGAAGUAGAAAGAUAUUUCACAGUUCCAAGUUUCUCUUCUUGGAUAGAGCAGCAGUUAUAACAGAUGAUGACAGGAGCGGGACAAGGAACAAUGCAUGGAGGUUAUGCAGUGUAACACAAGUAGAAGAAGCAAAAUGUGUGAUGAAGAUGCUCCCUAUAUGGCUAUGCACUAUAAUCUACUCAGUGAUCUUCACACAAAUGGCAUCAUUGUUCGUUGAGCAAGGUGACGUGAUGAAUGCAUCCAUCGGCAAAUUCCACAUCCCCGCGGCGAGCAUGUCAGUCUUCGACAUAUGCAGCGUCCUAAUAUCAACAGGAAUCUACCGCCACGUUAUAUUCCCAUACGUGAGACCCACGGAACUUAUGCGGAUGGGUAUAGGUCUAAUCAUAGGGAUAAUGGCAAUGGUGGCCGCAGGAUUAACAGAGAUCCAACGGCUUAGACGUAUCGUCCCUGGUCAAGCGGAGAGUGAGCUCACCAUUCUAUGGCAAAUACCACAGUAUGUUCUUGUGGGGGCUAGUGAGGUGUUCAUGUACGUUGGACAGUUAGAGUUUUUCAACGGACAGUCACCAGAUGGUUUAAAGAACUUAGGAAGCUCGUUGUGCAUGGCUUCGAUGGCGUUAGGUAACUACGUGAGUAGUAUGAUGGUGAAUAUUGUUAUGGCUAUAACCGCGAGAGGGAAGAGCCAUGGGUGGAUACCUGAGGAUCUAAAUGAAGGUCAUAUGGAUCGGUUUUAUUUUCUGAUUGCGGUAUUAGCUGCUAUUGAUUUCGUGUUUUAUUUGGUGUUUGCUAAGUGGUACCAACCCAUAAGCCAUGAUGAAGAUAGCAUCAAGGGAACUGGUGUAAAGAGGAAGGCUAUCUCAGAGUUAGACCAAGUUUAAUUUUUCUUUUCUAUUUAGUUUUUUUUAGCUACAAGUCAUCUUUUGAGGGUUUUUUUUCUAGUCGAAUAAUUGGUAGGGAACAAUCUUUGUUAGGGAUAAUGAAUAAUAAUAUAUUGUUGUUACUUGA